Messenger RNA from Carassius auratus (goldfish), 3262 nucleotides. Its product is annotated as serine/threonine-protein phosphatase 6 regulatory ankyrin repeat subunit B-like. Bases 28 to 3177 code for a protein of 1049 amino acids. The record is from RefSeq and is a predicted model, not a curated record. Gene Ontology annotation, molecular function: protein binding. The transcript has 28 exons. NCBI's taxonomy places the organism in Eukaryota, Metazoa, Chordata, Actinopteri, Cypriniformes, Cyprinidae.
GAGUUUGGAUGUUCAGUUUCACAUGAUAUGGCUGUUCUUAAACUAGUCGACCAGCCACCCCUCGUCCAAGCCAUCUUUAAUGGAGACCCCGAUGAAAUUCGUGUGCUCAUAUGUAAAUCAGAAGAUGUCAAUGCACUGGACACUGAGAAGCGAGCUCCCCUUCAUGCAGCAGCCUUCCUCGGAGAUGCUGAGAUCACAGAGCUCCUCAUUAUGUCAGGGGCACGAGUCAAUGCCAAAGACAACAUGUGGUUGACUCCACUACACAGGGCAGUGGCGUCACGUAGCGAGGAGGCUGUUCGCGUGUUGAUCCGUCAUUCUGCCGAUGUUAACGCACGGGAUAAGAACUGGCAGACUCCGUUGCAUGUCGCUGCCGCCAACAAGGCCCUGCGCUGUGCUGAGGUCAUCAUCCCGCUUCUGAGCAGCGUCAACGUUUCAGAUCGUGGGGGACGCACCGCCCUGCACCAUGCUGCCCUUAAUGGGCACACAGAGAUGGUUAGCCUUCUCCUGGCCAAGGGGGCCAAUAUCAAUGCCUUUGACAAGAAAGACUGCCGUGCACUGCACUGGGCGGCAUAUAUGGGUCACUUAGAAGUAGUUUGUUUACUGGUGAGUCAAGGGGCCGAGAUCAGCUGCAAGGACAAGAGAGGAUACACCCCUCUACAUGCUGCUGCUUCCAACGGUCAGAUCGCUGUGGUGAAACACCUGCUCAGCCUAGCUGUAGAGAUCGAUGAAGCCAAUGCCUUUGGGAACACAGCGCUGCAUGUGGCCUGCUUUAAUGGACAAGAUGCAGUAGUCAGUGAGCUGAUCGACUACGGUGCUAAUGUCAGUCAGCCGAAUAACAAGGGUUUCACACCUCUGCACUUUGCUGCCGCGUCCACUCAUGGUGCCCUGUGUCUGGAGUUCCUGGUCAACAGUGGAGCUGACGUCAAUGUCCAAAGUCGUGAUGGGAAAAGCCCUCUUCAUCUGACGGCAGUCCAUGGACGAUUCACACGCUCCCAGACACUCAUCCAAAACGGUGGAGAGAUUGACUGUGUCGAUAAGGAUGGAAACACUCCUCUGCAUGUUGCUGCUCGAUAUGGCCAUGAACUUUUAAUAAACACUCUAAUCACGAGUGGAGCUGACUGCACAAGAAGAGGAGUACACGGCAUGUUUCCUUUGCAUCUGGCUGCUCUAAAUGCUCAUGCCGACUGCUGCCGGAAGCUUCUCUCCUCAGGCUUCCAGAUCGAUACACCAGACAACCUGGGGAGGACGUGUCUGCAUGCUGCAGCUGCGGGCGGUAAUGUGGAAUGUGUGAAGCUAUUGCUCAGCAGUGGAGCCGAUCAUAACCGCAGGGACAAACAUGGAAGGACCCCUCUCCACUAUGCGGCAGCUAGUCGACACUUUCAGUGCCUGGAGACUUUGGUGUCCUGCGGUACCUGCAUUAAUGCCACUGACCAGUGGGGGCGCUCUGCUGUGCACUACGCUGCUGCUUCUGACCUGGACAGGAGGCGGCGUGUGGUCCUGGAACCAGAGAGUGACGGAGUACAAGCUGAGAAGGAGAAGGAGGCAGCUCUGUGUCUUGAGUUCCUGUUGCAGAAUGGUGCUGCCCCAUCACUCAAAGAUAAACAGGGCUACAGUGCUGUUCAUUAUGCUGCAGCGUACGGCCACAGACACUGUCUGAAACUGCUUUUGGACAGAGAUGAGAACCAACAAGAUGAUGAGAACAGCCAAACCAGAAGCCCGUUGCAUCUGGCCGCAUACCAUGGUCAUGCACAGGCUCUAGAAGUGCUCCUGGAGGGUCACUGCGAGGUGGAUCAGGGGGAUGAGGUGGGUCGGACUCCACUGGCGCUUGCUGCCCUCCGGGGUCACACUGACUGCGCUCUCACGCUUCUGAACCACGGGGCCUCACCGAGAAGCAAAGAUACUCUCCGGGGACGUACACCGAUCCACCUUGCAGUCAUGAAUGGUCAUACGUCAUGCGUGCGCCUCCUGCUGGAAGACUCUGAUAAUGCAGAUCUGGUAGAUACAGCGGACUCUCAGGGACAGACCCCUCUAAUGCUGGCAGUAAUGGGGGGUCAUGUGGAUGCUGUGUCUCUUCUAUUGGAGCGUGAGGCCAGUGUGGACUUGGCUGAUCAUCAUGGUCUGACUGCUCUGCACCUGGGGCUCUUGUGUGGACAGGAGGAAUGUGUUCAGUCACUGGUGGAGCUAGAGGCAUCUGUGCUGCAGGGGGACUCCAGGGGUCGGACAGCCAUCCACCUGGCUGCAGCGAGGGGUCACGCGUCCUGGCUGAGUGAAUUGCUCAAUAUUGCAUGUUCUGAAUCCCCGAUACCUCCAUUACGAGACAACCAGGGAUACACACCCUUACACUGGGCCUGCUACUAUGGUCAUGAGGGUUGUGUGGAGGUCCUACUCGAACAAAGAGAUUUUCGUCACUUUGAUGGGAACCCUUUCACCCCGCUUCAUUGUGCUGUGGUCAAUGACCAUGAGACCUGUGCCAACCUCUUAUUUGAAGCCAUGGGAUCAAAGAUUGCAACUUGCAAAGACUCAAAGGGCAGGACACCUCUCCACGCAGCUGCUUUUGCUGGCCACAUAGACUGUGUUCAGCUGCUCCUGGCCCAUAGUGCAUCUGUGGAUGAGGUUGACCAAUCGGGGCGCAGUGCCCUGAUUAUGGCAGCAGAGAAAGGAAGAGUCGAAGUCGUAGAAGCUCUACUCACUAGUGCCAAUGUGAACCUCAAUCUGACUGACCAGAAGGGCAAUACAGCUCUCCAUCUAGCCUGCAGUAACGGAAUGGAGGAAUGUGCCUUGCUCAUUCUUGGAAAACUUCCAGACUCUGCCCUCGUCGCUACAAACGCAGCGCUGCAAACACCUCUGCAUUUGGCCGCUCGCAGCGGGAUGAAGCAGACGGUGCAAGAGCUGCUCUCUCGUGGGGCCAGUGUUCAAGUGCUAGAUGAGAAUGGUCUCACCCCUGCUCUGGCUUGCGCUCCCAGCAGGCAAGUGGCUGACUGCCUGGCUCUCAUUUUGGCUACCAUGAUGCCUUUCUGCUCCCCUUGCAGCUCUGGAGCUCCUUCGCCAGGCGCCCUCCUGAAAUCUCUGCCCCGCCAGGCCAAGAGUCCCCAAGGCCCCCGAAGUCCAAGGGACCCCUCCGGCCCCUCCAGUGAGGGCACGACCACUGAAAAUGAUUCCGAUUCAGAGACAUUUUGACCCCGACUCCUUCUAGAUACACCGGACAUAGUUUUCAAAGCACAUAUUGUCAUGAACCUUACAGAAGUUGUACAGAUUUUUGAUU